This is a messenger RNA of Odontomachus brunneus, 1564 nucleotides long. RefSeq lists its product as uncharacterized. The coding region runs from base 212 to 1492 and encodes 426 amino acids. Lineage: Eukaryota; Metazoa; Arthropoda; Insecta; Hymenoptera; Formicidae. The record is from RefSeq and is a predicted model, not a curated record. The transcript has a single exon. Gene Ontology annotation, cellular component: extrinsic component of mitochondrial inner membrane.
UUAGCAAUUCUUCAGUUAUACCUCACAUUGUAAACAAAUUUUGCGAUAACCAGAAGCAACUGUAAAGAAUAUUCAAUAUCCUCUGAUCAACCGUCAUAUCGAUAUAUAUAUUACAUAUACAAGUGUUUCUUACUUGGGUGAAAUCGUGAAGACUUGAGCAUUAUUUCUAAAUACAUGCUAUCAAUAAAUUAAUAUUCAAAUAGAAAUUAAUAUGGAAAUAAAUAGACACGAGCUGAUAGUACUACAAUCUUUUACUGGAAUAAAUGAUCUUGAAAAAUGUAACAACUUUUUUCAUCCUAACGUGUGUCAUGUGUGCAAGACAUCAAAGCAAAGUGAACUGCAAACGUGUACCGACUGCUACAUGAUUUCGUAUUGUAGUGAUAAUCACAAAAUGUUUCACCAACAGCAACACAUCGAUAUAUGCCAAGCAGUAACAAAAGUAAAUAAAAAUUACAAUAUAAGGGAAAGUGAUGGCAUGACGUUAGAUGAAUGGAUUUUAUUUAAGAGGAAUAAUGUGAUAAAAAUUCAACAGGAGCUCGGUCGUAAUUUGCUAUUGUACGAAGAGCAGAUGUUCUUGUUCGCAAAAUCAUGUUUCAUGUGCUAUAAACAGACUAAUUUGGUAAACACUUGUGUUUCGUGUUGUAGCGUUGAUAGUUGUGCUGAUCAUAAUUUACUUAACUUUACACACGAUUGUAAGAAUCUGCAUAUCUCUCUUGCUCUCGAUAUCGAGUAUCUCAUGAAAGCAGAAGAUGUGGAAAAAAUAAGGUUUGAUACCUCAUUAAAGAUAGAUGAUAUAUGCGAUAACACAAUGUUAUUUGUUGAGCGCUUUGCAAAAGACAGGGAACAUACUUAUUGGUCGUUUUACGAUUUCUACUAUUCUGAUUGGGCAUCAGCAGCAUUGACACUAUGUUGCGUUAUGGUAGAUCCAAAGUAUUGUUAUCUUCUGCAGAAAAAAGGUACCUUCGUUAUUCAUAUUAUAGCCGGAACUUUGAUGAAUGUGAACAAUUUGUUAGCAUGGGAAAUCUUUCUACACCUGCUACCCAGAGAAACAAUACUAAAAAUUACAAUGAUAGAACCAAAUUUAGAAAAUCGAUACAGGCUGAUAUCGGAUACUUGUACCUUGUGCCAUUCUUCUGACAAGAUUUUGUAUGCAGAAUAUCACAAUUUGUCAUAUGAGGAUUAUGUGAUUAAUUGGGAAUACGAUAAACCGAAUGUUAUUAUAGGAUAUAAUAUAGAACUUAAUAAAUUAGAAAUACAAAAUAUACACAAAUUGAAUUCUCAGAUGUGUCCGUUGGUUUUAACGGUUACAACAGACAAUGAAACUUCUAAAAUUAUACAGAAAUUAGAGGAAAUGCCGUGCGUAGCCCAACCAUUUAUGUUUGUUACCAAAAAUAAAUAUCGAUCUUUAAGACCAUACAAGUCUUAUGCAACCAAUACAUCAUUUUUUCAUAAUGAAAAUUUAAUUAUAUACGAGAGUUUAAAUCCUAAAUAGCGUAUUGUACAAUUACCACUCCGAUCUCUAGCUUAUUUGCGAUAUAUAAUAAAUUUUUCUUUUACAAAUUAA